AUGGUGUCAGCAAUAAAAUUAUUCGUAUUAAGUCUUGUGGCUGCCAAUUUCAUAUCCGUACUCGGAUUGGUACCCGUGGUUUUGUAUUUAUUUUCUAAAAAUUCUCUCGAUUGUUUAUCACAAUUUGGAUCUUGUUUACCCGUACUCGUUGUGACGGCUUCCGUUUUUAGCAUUCUAAUCAUCGCCAUUGACAGAUACAACGCAGUUCUUAGUCCUCUUCAUUAUUCAAUGACAAUCACGAGCCAACGAAAUAAAGAAACUAUUGCUGCUAUUUGGUCAAUAUCAAUACUUCUCUCGAUACCUCCUUUGCUCGGAGUUUUCAAUAAACGAAUCUCAUAUUCGGAUAAUGAAAUUUUAAGAUUUUCAUAUGCCAUCGUACUAUCCGUUUUCGGAUUCAUAAUACCACUUUUUGCCCUUGUUUUGGUGUAUAGUAGAAUGUACAUAGCGGCUCAUAAAAACAGCGAACGAACGAGGAGGCAAAGCAUACAAGCUAAUGCAGGAGACUGUAGUCGAGGUGGAUCGAUGGACACCCAAUUCCCCCCACCGAUUAUCACGACAUUGGAUUUCGUUCGAACUUCCAAACCUCCGAUGUUGUCUCAAAUUCAUAAAAGAAGAAUAUCGAACGCAAGUUUUUCUGCCAUGCUUUUCAGAGAAGAAGGAAGAGCAGUGAAAACUGCCGUUAUGGUCGUCGCAUCAUUCUUAAUGUGCUGGGCUCCAUUUUUUAUUUUACUGCUUUUGUCAACAUUCAAACUCGUGGAAGUUUUGACGCACACGACAUUAUUUUUAGGAGUUAUGUUAAUUGUAUCGAAUUCCGUAUUGUCUCCAUUUAUUUACGUGUUUAGAAACGAAAUAGCUAAAAAUGAAGCGGUUAGAUUACUUUUCUGGUGGAAAAGAAUCGGUUUGUACGAAGGAAACGUUCUUCAGCAAGCCAAUAAAGAACUUAAACUCAAAUCGUCGGACGGCAGAAUCCGAAUUCGACAUCAGUCAUCGUCUAAUUACGAUAGCAUGUCGGUACAAAGCUUUCAAUUACCAAUAAAUUACAGUGUUGAAUGUAAACAGUGUUCGGAACCCUCAAAUAUUCCAGUCGCGGAUUUUAUAGCCACUUACGAAGUUGUUAACAUGAAUGAAGAACUCAAAAAAGACGGAGACGAAAUUAAAAGUCCGGAGGGUAAAACCAAAGGAGAAAGUGUCACGUUUAGACUCGCGUUUUUACCACAAAAAAGAUGUCAAACGUGCAUUAGGCAAAAUUCUGAUUCAUCAUCGGGAAACAUCAAAAAAAUUAUAAAACUUUCAAUGGAUCAAAUCCAUCGGUUUCGUAUAAACGAAAAUAUCUCCAUGAGUUCUUUUAUAAACAUUCCUAAAAAACAUCGUCACAAAUUACAACGUCAUUCUGCUGUCGAAGAUGAAGAAAAUUCAACGAAAGGAAAAAUCAAUACUAAAUACACGUCUUACGAUUUCGGAUGA
Molecule: messenger RNA, 1464 nt
Organism: Pediculus humanus corporis (human body louse)
Lineage: Eukaryota; Metazoa; Arthropoda; Insecta; Psocodea; Pediculidae
Product: class A rhodopsin-like G-protein coupled receptor GPRnna4, putative
Exons: 4
Coding region: 1-1464 (487 amino acids)
Biological process (GO): G protein-coupled receptor signaling pathway
Cellular component (GO): membrane
Molecular function (GO): G protein-coupled receptor activity
Source: RefSeq, a predicted model, not a curated record